Spizellomyces punctatus DAOM BR117 is the source of this 1327-nucleotide messenger RNA. RefSeq lists its product as uncharacterized. Lineage: Eukaryota; Fungi; Chytridiomycota; Chytridiomycetes; Spizellomycetales; Spizellomycetaceae. The record is from RefSeq and is a predicted model, not a curated record. Gene Ontology annotation, biological process: signal transduction. The coding region runs from base 632 to 1198 and encodes 188 amino acids. The transcript has 4 exons.
UAAUAUCCAUGCAGCGGCUUCUUUCUUUGGUUGAGCAUUUCUGCGGGAAAGAUGGGCCAGAGGAAAUCAUGUCUUUUGAUCUUAGCACAUUUGCGUUUUUCCACCGCAGACGUGUUAUAGAGAAAGGCACAAUAUCCUAAGUGGAUUCGAUUGUGGAAAUGGCGCAUAGUUUAAUGAACGCCUGGGUAGGCUUGCAAGUGUUUAAAAGGCACUCGCAUUAGGGCUACUCUGAAGCGUUGCCUGACACACCUUUGACGGUUGUUUGACAUCUUUGGGAAGAACUUAGGCGGCAACAGAGUUUUGUUGCAAUGGGCCUGGGCCGAUUUAUCAUGCUUGGUAUCUCCCUGUUUCGUGGUUUCCAAUUUUGAACGAAAAUCGCACUUUUGGCAAGCCAUGAGGAAACCCUGGCAGAGCACGCACCAAGGGCACCAAGGACAACCACCCGCCGGGAGAUAUGGAGACCGAUCGCAUGAUUCGUCUUAACGGACAUGCAGUACAUCUUUCCAUUUUUUCUCGACAUAUUUAGCUUAUGUAAUGUGUGUGGCGCAGCCAUGUACCCGACAGCGUUUCACGUCGCCCAUCAAACACACAAGGCUCAUUCUCUUCAACGAUAGUACAUUUCGCAAAAGCAAUGCCCUCCGAACAAACGUACCAAGUGACUAUCUUUGUGCAAACAGUAUCCCAGCGAGAUCCUGUUGAACCCGUCUCCUUAUCUCUGCUAGCGCGUGCAACAACACAAGACGUAGUUCGUGCGGUUGUAGGCAUGACUAAAAUGGCGAGUGCUCGACAGGAAGCAGGAAAUCAGUGGAAGUUGUAUGAGACAGAGUUUGUCCGUGACGAGGAACAUGAGGUCCCAGGAACUGGACGGAAAAAGGAACCCAGACACGACGUUUCCCAUCGCAAACUAAUUCGGCAGCUGCUACCAGACGAACACCCCAUCAUCGUCCAACAAACCUGGCUAACUCAGCAAAAUGCUGAAAACAUUCAUUUCUAUUUGAUGGAAGUUAAAGAGAAAAGGGCAACCUAUGGGGCUUUUGAUGAACUGCGCAAAGAGCAAUGUAAAUCGCUACCCCUUCCGAAAUUGUACAAGCGACUGCAAACGAUUGAUCACGAAGAAGCGCAGACUGUCGAUGAUGUGAGACGAAAGUAUCAGAAUCAACGUAAUAUGAUUAUGAAGAGAAUGGCUGAGCUUUCAUGACUUGCGGGUAGUAGCUUACAUAUUCAUUUGAGAAUAUAGCGGGAAGUAGAUACUUGUACAUAGCAUUGUAGAUAGUGCAUGUUUUGCGAAAGGCGGAGAAAUAUACUACUCAAUAAACUUAGAAUGAAG